Messenger RNA from Umbelopsis ramanniana AG, 1573 nucleotides. RefSeq lists its product as uncharacterized. NCBI's taxonomy places the organism in Eukaryota, Fungi, Mucoromycota, Umbelopsidomycetes, Umbelopsidales, Umbelopsidaceae. The coding region runs from base 226 to 1446 and encodes 406 amino acids. The record is from RefSeq and is a predicted model, not a curated record. Gene Ontology annotation, molecular function: protein kinase binding. Gene Ontology annotation, biological process: signal transduction. The transcript is spliced from 4 exons. Gene Ontology annotation, cellular component: cytoplasm; nucleotide-activated protein kinase complex; nucleus.
AUAAUUUCUUUCAACAUGUUGAUUAUUUUUUUAUACGAAGAAACAGACAAUCUAAUACACUUACAUAAUAUCGAUUGAAGUUAGCGAGAGUGAUUCCUUGCAAAGGCUGCUCUCUAUCUCAUGCAAAGCGAGGUCCGGAGUUUCAAUAUGGACUACGGUAGAGACAAGACUGGAAGUGGCUGAAAACCCUGGUAUCUUUGCCUUGCGACUGAUCAUUCCUCUGCCAUGGGUAACUCAACCUCAACAGAGCAUCCACAGACAUCUUUUUAUGCCGACAACGACCAGAAUGCUUCGUUUCCAGGAGUCCGCUCCAACCCAUAUGAUUCCCCUCCAAGUGUCAAUGUAACGGAACCAAAUGGCUCAACCAGCCAUAGUCGAGACAUCAACUACAGCGACCCAUAUCUACAUAACCAAGCCCGAAGGCUCAAACAGGGAAUCGAUAGUGACCACAGCUCCCCUUUUGUGGGAUCACCUCUCUCUUUACCUGAUGAAGACCGAUUUCGUUCAGACUUUAAUUCGCGGCGGAAUACCGGCGGCCCAAACACGCCAACUACUACAGAUAAACUCUCUGAUAGACUUGAGAGUAUAGAUAUUGACCAGAAAGGAAGCAAAUCCUAUCCCAGACCAACAACAGGUGAUUCACGGCAACCUAUAGCUGGCUCUCAUCAUCGCAGUGAUUCUGUCAAAGGACCGUACUACAGAGCAAGAGGUCAUAGUGUUGGACGAGAAUACGAAUCUGGAGCUGAUGAAGACGAUAGUCGAAUCCGAAGAAGAGCUAGUAAUCUUGCCCUUGAAGUCUCCGAUAGAGCCAACACCGUACCAACCAUCAUCACAUGGACACAAGGUGGCAAUAAUGUAUACGUAACUGGAACGUUCAAUGGAUGGAAGCAGAAGAUUCAUUUGGUCAAAAGCUCGCAAGACUUUUCGGCAGUUUUAGAAUUGCCACCAGGAACACAUCGACUAAAGUUUAUUGUGGACGAUGAAUGGAAGUGUUCAAACGAUUUGGAGGCAGCCACGGAUCCGGAUGGAAAUUUGGUCAACUAUAUCGAAGUAGAUGAUGGUUUGGAUGAUGAAUUAGAUGAAUUUGGUGAGCGUCGCUCAAGCUUAGAAGAUUCAUCAAAUGCAUUUCCGCUUUCCUCGUCACCACCAGGAACAUACUCAUCAGAGAUUCCACAAUACCUUCAAACGAUCGCUCAGCAAAGCCCUGAAGCUGCUUCGAUGACAGCGCAACAGCAGCAAUUGACACAACCACCUUCUUUACCACCUCAUUUGGAAAAGGUCAUGCUCAACAGCCAAACAAUCAGUGAUGAAGACAACUCAGUUCUACCUGUGCCGAACCAUGUCACUUUGAACCAUCUAUAUGCGUGUUCUAUAAAAGAUGGUGUCAUGGCUCUGGCUGCUACCAGCAGAUACCGAAAAAAGGUGAGCGUUCAUGUUUUAAUAUGACUGAAUACGGUGUCGAGAUUACUCAUCGGGCCUGUUCCCCCUUUAUUUAUCAGUACGUUACAACCAUGUACUAUAAACCAGUUGUGACCUGAUCAGUGCCAGUACUAAAUGGCGCUUGACAUCUAAG